CAGUUGUCCCCGGACACGGUAGUGGAGGCUUUAUUAUAAAUAUGGAGCCUGCAGGCCCUGAGGCUGGGGAACGGUCCUCCGGGCUGGAGGCUCCGGGAUCCACGGACGACCGGCUUUUCCUGGUUAAAGGUGGACUUUUCCUAGGUACUGUUGCUGCUGCAGGAAUGCUAGCUGGAUUUGUUACAACAUUAUCAUUGGCUAAAAAGAGAAGCCCUGAAUGGUUCAAUAAGGGGAGCCUGGCAACCGCCGCUCUCCCGGAGAGCGGGUCGUCCCUGGCCUUGCGAGCCCUGGGCUGGGGCUCCCUGUACGCAUGGUGUGGGGUUGGCGUGAUCAGCUUCGCCGUCUGGAAGGCUUUAGGAGUUCACAGUAUGAAAGACUUCAGAAGUAAAAUGCAAUCCAUAUUUCCAGCAAUUCCCAAGAACUCCAAAUCUGCUGUGGAGUGGGAGGAGGCCCUGAAAUCCAAAUGAGAUGAGCGUGGUGGGUGAAUUCCAAAACGGUGGAGUGCAGAAAGACAGCAAACAGCGAAGGGACUCGUUGAUUUCCCCUCAGGAAGGACACGCAGACUAUUGUCCGAACCCACGGGAUGGACGGCGUUCGGUGCGUUCAACAUCUUUCACGUUCCUUGCUCACACAGGAGUGUGUGUGUGGUGUUGCGGGGAGGGCGAAGUUUUCCCAAAGUUCAGAAGACUGUAAAAAUAACGACACAGACAACUUUUCUAUGUGGAGGAGAUCUCCAGGGAAUCACUUCUGUGUAUGCCUGCAACAGUUGAAACUGAGUUUUUACCUGAUGGAAAAUCUUUGUAACAGACUCCUCCCAGCAGCAGUACCCAGUGUGUCUAAUUAAAUGAGUUUCAGUCGUC
Messenger RNA from Artibeus jamaicensis (Jamaican fruit-eating bat), 860 nucleotides. RefSeq names its product transmembrane protein 242 (gene TMEM242). Bases 42 to 467 code for a protein of 141 amino acids. The record is from RefSeq and is a predicted model, not a curated record. NCBI's taxonomy places the organism in Eukaryota, Metazoa, Chordata, Mammalia, Chiroptera, Phyllostomidae. The transcript has 4 exons.